This is a messenger RNA of Arachis stenosperma, 3478 nucleotides long. RefSeq names its product molybdenum cofactor sulfurase. The transcript has 20 exons. Gene Ontology annotation, molecular function: molybdenum cofactor sulfurtransferase activity; molybdenum ion binding; pyridoxal phosphate binding. Bases 534 to 2597 code for a protein of 687 amino acids. Gene Ontology annotation, biological process: Mo-molybdopterin cofactor biosynthetic process. NCBI's taxonomy places the organism in Eukaryota, Viridiplantae, Streptophyta, Magnoliopsida, Fabales, Fabaceae. The record is from RefSeq and is a predicted model, not a curated record.
UUAUUGAGAAGUCUACUUAUCAAUGCAUUACACUUUUUCGUUUGUUUGUUUUAUCAUUGUUCCUGUAUAGGAAUGGAAGAACGACGAAUUCUUUAGUAAUAUAUGAUGCGGAGUUGAACUUAAUAUAGUUGGUAGUUGACAGACAAUAGAUAGAGAUAUAGAAAGACAUAGAAAAACUAUUGAAAGAGACUUAGAUUUUCAAGGUUUGAAGCUAAAUAUGAUUUAUCAUAGCACGUUAUGGUGUGGUCAGACUCGUGGAUCCAAUUUUUGCUUAGAGGGCGGUAGAAGUCUCUGGUAGUUAAUAGAUGUAGUAAUGUUGUGUAGUGGAGGUCCUUAAUGUUAAUACUAGAUAGCCAAAGUGAUUCCAGCUCUGCGACUCUUGAGAUUGUGAAGGAUGCUCGCCAACAGUCAUACAGGUCCUCGAUUAUUGCAAUGCAUCUCCAAAAGACUAUAAAUGUAUAUUUACCUUUGGGGCAACAGCAGCACUGAAGUUAGUUGGAGAGGCUUUUCCAUGGAGUUGUGACAGUACUUUUAUGUAUACGAUGGAGAAUCAUAAUAGUGUUCUUGGUAUAAGAGAAUACGCUCUUGGUCAAGGGGCUGCAUCCAUAGCUGUAGACAUUGAAGAAAAUGAAGCUCCUGGAGUAUCUGGAGAAAACAUUGCUAUGAAGAUAUCACCACACCAAGUACAAAGGAGAAAAGUAGCUGGGUUGCUGGAGGGAAAGCCAGAUGGUCAUGUGUAUAAUUUGUUUGCUUUUCCCUCUGAGUGCAACUUCUCAGGGUUGAGAUUUGACCUUGACUUGGUCAAGAUUAUCAAGGAGCACUCGAGCAGGGAUUUAGGGAUUUCUUCAGUUUGCAAAAAUGGACAAUGGAUGGUCUUGAUUGAUGCUGCAAAGGGAUGUGCCACCAUGCCACCUGAUUUAUCCAAAUAUCCUGCAGAUUUUGUCACAAUCUCAUUCUACAAGCUCUUUGGCUAUCCAACUGGGCUUGGAGCUCUUAUUGUUCGAAAUGACGCUGCCAAGUUGCUGAAGAAGACUUAUUUUAGUGGAGGAACUGUUGCUGCUUCAAUUGCUGAUAUUGAUUUCAUUAAAAGAAGGGAAGGUAUUGAGGAGUUGUUUGAGGAUGGUACAGUUUCAUUCCUGAGUAUAGCAUCUGUCCGCCAUGGCUUCAAAAUCCUGAGAUCUCUAACUGCAUCUGCAAUAUCACGACAUACAAAAUCUCUUGCCUUAUAUACAAGAAAAAUGCUUUUGGCUUUGAGACAUUGCAAUGGAUCUAAUGUGUGCAUCAUCUAUGGACAUCAAAGUUCAAUGGAACUGUGUUAUGAAAUGGGUCCUAUUGUUUCAUUCAACUUAAAAAGACCAGAUGGUUCUUGGUAUGGAUACCGUGAAGUGGAAAAGCUGGCAUCUCUUUCAGGAAUUCAGCUAAGGACAGGAUGCUUCUGUAAUCCAGGUGCAUGUGCAAAAUACGUUGGCUUGUCUCAUUUGGAUCUUUUAUCAAAUACGGAGGCUGGCCAUGUUUGCUGGGAUGAUCAUGAUGUAAUCAAUGGAAAACCUACUGGAGCCGUAAGAGUAUCCUUUGGCUACAUGUCAACUUAUGAGGAGGCUAAGAAAUUUAUUGAUUUUGUAGCAAGUUCCUUCGUGUCAUCUCAAAAUGACAUUUGCCAUGGGAAUCAAUUGGAAGGCAUUGAGAAGGGUUCCCCGGAUACUGGUUAUCAUCUUAAAUCAAUUACAAUAUACCCCAUAAAAUCUUGUGGAGGGUUCUGUUCAAGAAGCUGGCCUCUUAGCAAAAAUGGACUAAAACAUGAUCGCGAAUGGAUUCUUAUGAGUCUAAAUGGUGAAAUUCUUACACAAAAAAAGGUUCCUGAAAUGUGCUUUAUAAGCACCUUUAUUGACCUCAGUCAGGGAAUACUAUUUGUAGAGUCUCCACAUUGCAAAGAAAGAUUGCAGAUCAAGCUUGAGUCAGGGGUUAAUCAUGGUGCUAUGGAAGAACUUGAACUAUAUGGUCAAAGGUACAAGGUAUAUAAUUACAGCAAAGAAACCAAUGUAUGGUUUAGCGAAGCCAUUGGUAAACCCUGCACUUUGUUUCGGUAUUCUAGUACCGAGCAUGAUUUUAUGUUGAACAAGACCAAAGGUGUAGCAACCUGUAGAGAUACUAAGAGCACGCUAAAUUUUCCCAAUGAAGCACAGUUCUUACUUGUAUCUGAGGAAAGUGUGUCUGACCUAAAUAGACGACUAUGUUCAGAUGUACAGAAGGACAUAUGUGUUACGGCAAUGCAAGUCGAUGCAAGUAGGUUUCGCCCAAACCUUGUCGUAUCCGGAGGCAGACCUUACGGUGAAGAUGGAUGGAGAACCAUUAGAAUUGGAAAUACGUAUUUCAGAUCGCUAGGGGGAUGCAAUCGAUGCCAGAUGAUCAACUUUUCACAAAAUGCUGGAAAAGUGCAAAAGUCAAAUGAACCAUUGGCAACUUUAGCAUCAUACAGGAGAGUAAAGGGAAAGAUUUUGUUUGGCAUACUACUCAAGUAUGAAUCUAGUGAUGAAGAGCAGCAGCAUGAUGAUUCCUGGCUUCAUAUUGGGCAGCAUGUUCAUCCAGAGUCUAUUUAAUUUAGCAAUUAGUGCAUAGGUGUAAUGACCUAACUUUCAGUACAUCAUGACCUAUGCUAAUCGUUAGGCGCUACCAUUUAGUUGACUUAUGGGACUCUAGACUCUGUAUUACUUAUAUAGAUAUGAGUCAGUUGGUAAUAUCGUAAGUUAGUCCAGUUUCAUAAUUUUUGUAAUUGAGAUUUAAACAAAAAAAAAAUGAUACAUCCAUACAAAAGCAUAUAAAGAGAAAGUAGAUAUCAUAUAUGGGUGCCCCGCCCUCGAGGGCUCAGUUUUAUACAUCAACAAAAAAUCACAAGUCAUAGUGAGCACAUAUGACCCAAUUACAUACUGUUCAGGAGUAAAUAAUAUACUUAUAAUUAUAUACAUAUAUAUUACACGACACCUCAGGAUUUGGCCCACACAGGAGUCCCUAAUUUGAAAUGGAAGUCACGAUUUUCUGACGAGUUUUUCAGAGGAGGAGGAUCCGUCUGAGGAGAUACCAGCGUGGGAGGAUCAGAUGGCAGUAGAUUUAGCUUCUAGCUCAUCUGAAGAGAGUGUGGCUGGAGGAGGUGGAGAGCUGGGGCAGUUGCCCAAUGGCCCUCUGAUAUAUCUGCAUGCAGGGAUUUCUUUCGAGGACACCUAGUGAUGAUGUUGCUAGUUAUUUUCCCCUCUCUUUUGAUAGUAUUUGCUGAGUGGUAGGACAUUUACUAUUUAUAAGCUAGCCUGGGUUCCAGAUUAGGAACUCGUGCAUGAGCCAACUCCUGUAGUGUCAUGUGUAAUAUAUGUAUAUAAAUAUAUUCUGUAUUAACUUCCGAACAAUCUGUAAUUGGGUCAGAUGUAUUCACUGUGACUUGUGACUUUAUGUGAUGUAUAAAAUUGAGCCCCCCGAGGCAUUCAUAGUU